AGCGAUACAGUGUAUAAAUUACUCGAAUAGUCUUAGGAUAUCUCCAAUAAAAUUUUAGAAAAUUAAUUAACUAUUUUAAACUUACCAUUUCGUAAAAUCUUUUUCCUUUUAUGCAUUUAAUAAAUUGAUCUUUAGUAGCGUCUAAUUGUUAAACUCAUGUAUAGCCGUUUUAAUAGGGUUUGAAAGCUAAUAAUGCGCUUUGGUAAAGGCACAUCCACUGUACUUAGAGAGCUGGUAAAAUAAGAGGAACGUUGUUCUCUUUUAAUAUUAUUCUCGACGUCUUUCUUUAACAUUCUACCUUGGUACUAACAUUCGCAAUCAAUUUUUGGCCAAAAAUUAAUAAAAAGUGCUAUAUAGAAUUAAGCGUAUGCUUAUCAAAUAAAUAUAUAAUCAAUAACACCAACGGUGGUGUUAAAAUCAAAUUAGAAUCGCAUACGAGCUGGUAAAGCGAAAAAAUUCGGUAACAAUUUGUUAAGGGGAAAUAGGCCUUGUACUCUAAAUUUAAAGAUAAGCAUCAGGAUUGACAAAUGAUGAGUUACGAUGGCUUACUAUCUCUGUCGCAGUUGACAGAUGAGAAGGUGAAACUUAUUCAAGGGAGUACAACUCCACCAUCGGCAAAGACGAGUAGAACAAACGUGUCGACUGCGGCGGCCGUUGGUACGAACAACAUCGCAGUAAUCCCGUCAGUCGCGUCCGCACUUGUCGAUGUUACAGUCGAAGAAGAAGAGCAAGCAGCAACAAUACAAACCAUUCAGUUGCCUUUAGGUAAUAGCGAGAACAACAAUGCUGAUUUAGAUGGAAUUGCGAGUACAUCGACCGCAAUAGCCACAACAACAAAAGGGCAUUUAAAUACAACAACGGAUACAUUAAAUGCGGAUAUAUCAACACCGCAACGGAAGAUUUCAGCGUCAUCACGAUUUAUGAACGCAUUCCAGCAAUUUUAUUCGAGCGCAACUACAAUAAACACUGAGGGAGACGACGCAGAUAUCGGUACGAAUUCAACAAACAUCAUGCCUGCAGUUAACCGAACUCCUCAUAAGGGAAUGGAAUCAAAACUUCUAUCUAUGUGGCAUAAUGUGAAAUAUGGCUGGAGUGGAAAAAUUAAACCUAAUUUUUCGAAAGAACAGCCUGUUUGGCUAUUAGGACGUUGUUAUCAUCGUAAGUACACUCCACCAUCCUCUAUGGAGAGCUCAACUGAAUUAAGCACAAAUGCUGGCGGACUUAUUGCUACUUCUCUAAGCGGCAGUGCUUAUGAAACUGCGGAACAAUAUCUACCUGUUGAUGGCGCCACAAAUACUAGUAACAUAUAUCCGCCACUUAAUCCGCAUCAAAUAGAUGAAAUUGUGGUCCCACAAGAAUUAGGCAUGGACGCAGCUGAAAAUCAAGUAGCAGAGCAUCCCUGGGAAGAGGGCAUCGAAGGUUUUCGUCGUGAUUUUUAUAGUCGAAUAUGGAUGACCUACCGUCGGGAAUUCCCAACAAUGAAUGGUUCAAACUAUACUUCCGAUUGUGGUUGGGGUUGCAUGUUACGUAGCGGCCAAAUGUUAUUGGCACAAGGGCUUGUCUGCCAUUUCCUAGGUAGAAGUUGGCGUUAUGACGCAGACACGCAACUGCAUUCUACUUUUGAAGACAAUAUGCAUAAAAAAAUCAUUAAAUGGUUUGGUGAUAGCUCCUCGAAGAGCAGUCCGUUCUCCAUACAUGCGCUGGUUAGUUUAGGUGAAGAAAUGGGUAAAAAACCAGGAGAUUGGUAUGGUCCAGCAUCGGUUUCGUAUCUUUUAAAACAAGCGCUAAAAACGGCGUCCCAAGAAAAUGCAGACUUCGAUAAUAUAGCAUUUUAUGUGGCAAAAGAUUGUACAAUUUAUAUGCAAGACGUUGAAAAGGAGUGCCGCAUACCAGAACCCUCCCCAAAGAAACAUGUACCCUGGCAAACAAAUCGUCGCAUUGAAGCGAAAAUGCCCUUAAAACAACAAUGGAAAUCCCUUAUUUUGCUAAUACCGCUACGCUUGGGCACGGAUAAAUUAAAUCCCGUCUAUGCACACUGCUUGAAAUUGCUUUUAAGUACAGAGUAUUGCAUUGGCAUAAUCGGCGGUCGACCAAAACAUUCAUUAUAUUUUGUCGGAUUUCAAGAGGAUAAACUAAUACAUUUGGAUCCGCACUACUGCCAAGAAAUGGUCGACGUUAAUCAAGACAGUUUCUCAUUGCAAUCAUUUCAUUGUAAAUCGCCACGUAAACUGAAAACGUCGAAAAUGGAUCCAAGCUGUUGCAUCGGCUUUUAUUGCCAAACAAAGACCGACUUUGAUAAUUUUAUGGAAAGUGUGCAAUUAUAUCUCCAUCCGAUGCGAUGUGCUUCUGGUACAAUGGAUAAGUUUUCAACAACAUCAUGUUCUGGCGGUCAAAAUGAAGGUGCUCCAUAUGUUGAAAUGAACUAUCCGCUUUUCACAUUUUCACGCGGUCAAUGCCCCGAAGAAGAAUGGGAUUCAAUCAAUGAUUCCUUUUACAAACCAAUGCAGCAACAAAUUACUCAAAUGAAACACGAGCUCGAUUUACAAAACUAUAGUGUUGCAAAUGUGAACACACAGGAGGAUGAAGAGGAAGAAACUGAAGAAUUUGUGCUGCUUUAAAAAUAUAUAAAUCCAAUAUAUAUGUAU
This is a messenger RNA of Ceratitis capitata (Mediterranean fruit fly), 2645 nucleotides long. It is a transcript of the gene Atg4b, whose product is annotated as cysteine protease ATG4D. Gene Ontology annotation, molecular function: protein-phosphatidylethanolamide deconjugating activity. Lineage: Eukaryota; Metazoa; Arthropoda; Insecta; Diptera; Tephritidae. The coding region runs from base 528 to 2618 and encodes 696 amino acids. The record is from RefSeq and is a predicted model, not a curated record. The transcript is spliced from 7 exons.